AUGCCAAGGAAACUUAACAUGGUAUUAGAGCUAAGAUCCGCACACUCUCAUGACCCGGCCCAGAAAGGAUAUUUAGUGAAAGCUACGAUUGAAAUCAAGGUGGAUUCUGGGACAAGUGCUUUGGAGUGUUUUGGGAAUCAGCAGCACAAGAAGAAACUCGCAGCUGAGGAGGCAGCAGAAGCAGCGCUCUGGUUAUACUCUUGCGACAGACAAAGCUUCUGGCCGCCCAAGACAGGCAACGUGAAGCAGCCAUGUGAAUUAACUUAA
This is a messenger RNA of Microthlaspi erraticum, 267 nucleotides long. NCBI's taxonomy places the organism in Eukaryota, Viridiplantae, Streptophyta, Magnoliopsida, Brassicales, Brassicaceae. The record is from the annotation of a GenBank genome assembly.